AUGCAGUUGUCCGUCCUUACUGUUCUCGCCGUCCAGGCCCUCGUGGCCGUUGCCGCCCCUGUUGCCGAUUAUGCCGACCUCGCCAAGGACAGCAUUGUCAUCAAGUCUGCCGGUACCUACAAGCGUGGCGAGGAAUACGCUGCGGCAGCCAAGAACUCCAUCCAGAUUAAGUCCGCUGGCACAUACAAGCGCGACGAGGAAUACGCCGAGGCAGCCAAGAACUCCAUCCAGAUCAAGUCCGCUGGCACAUACAAGCGCGACGAGGAAUACGCCGAGGCAGCCAAGAACUCUAUCCAGAUCAAGUCUGCUGGUACCUACAAGCGAAACGAGGAGUAUGCCGACCUCGCCAAGGACAGCAUUGUCAUCAAGUCUGCCGGAACCUACAAGCGUGGCGAGGAAUACGCUGAGGCAGCCAAGAACUCUAUCCAAAUCAAGUCUGCUGGUACCUACAAGCGUGGCGAAGAGUACGCUGAGGCAGCCAAGAACUCCAUUCAGAUCAAGUCUGCUGGUACCUACAAACGCGAUGAGGAGUACGCCGAUCUGGCAAAGGAUAGCAUCGUCAUCAAGUCUGCUGGUACCUACUAA
Colletotrichum truncatum is the source of this 585-nucleotide messenger RNA. RefSeq lists its product as uncharacterized. The record is from RefSeq and is a predicted model, not a curated record. Lineage: Eukaryota; Fungi; Ascomycota; Sordariomycetes; Glomerellales; Glomerellaceae.